Lemur catta (Ring-tailed lemur) is the source of this 4501-nucleotide messenger RNA. RefSeq names its product LMBR1 domain containing 2 (gene LMBRD2). Gene Ontology annotation, cellular component: membrane. The transcript is spliced from 18 exons. The record is from RefSeq and is a predicted model, not a curated record. NCBI's taxonomy places the organism in Eukaryota, Metazoa, Chordata, Mammalia, Primates, Lemuridae. Bases 254 to 2341 code for a protein of 695 amino acids. Gene Ontology annotation, biological process: adrenergic receptor signaling pathway.
AGCGGGCGGCGCUCAGGCUGACUGGGACAUGUCAGCCUCUUGAGUGUGGACGGGUUUUCCCUGACCAGGAGCCCGCAGGCCUUCUGGUGACCGCCACGGCUGUCGCCUCCGAGCGUGGGUCCCAGACCCUGGACGGCUGUGGCGGACGGCGAGUUUCCCGGUCCCUUCCAGACGCUGUCUGGCGAGAUCGGACGUUUACAGAUGUGGUCCAGACCUGUACAUGAAUAACUUUGGUUAGAGUGAACAUUCAAUAAUGAGCGGUGCAGCUUUGGGACUUGAGAUUGUUUUUGUCUUUUUUCUGGCAUUAUUUCUACUUCAUCGAUAUGGAGACUUUAAGAAACAGCAUAGACUUGUAAUUGUUGGAACGCUGCUUGCUUGGUAUCUCUGCUUUCUUAUUGUCUUCAUACUGCCUCUGGAUGUUAGUACGACAAUAUACAACCGGUGCAAGCAUGCUGCUGCAAACUCAAGCCCUCCUGAAAGUAGCAAUGUUACAGGAUUGUAUGCAACUGCUAACCCCAAGCCAAGCCAACAUCCGUGUUUCAAGCCAUGGAGUUACAUUCCUGAUGGAAUCAUGCCAAUUUUUUGGAGGGUGGUAUAUUGGACAUCACAAUUUUUAACAUGGAUUCUCUUACCGUUUAUGCAGUCAUAUGCAAGAUCAGGAGGGUUUUCUAUCACUGGGAAGAUCAAAACUGCACUGAUUGAGAAUGCAAUCUAUUAUGGCACCUAUUUGCUGAUUUUUGGAGCAUUUUUAAUUUAUGUAGCUGUAAACCCACAUUUGCAUUUAGAAUGGAAUCAGCUUCAGACAAUUGGGAUAGCUGCUGCAAAUACAUGGGGUCUGUUUCUUCUUGUGUUAUUGUUGGGGUAUGGCUUGGUGGAAAUUCCUCGGUCAUACUGGAAUGGAGCAAAAAGGGGUUAUCUACUUAUGAAAACUUAUUUUAAGGCAGCCAAACUGAUGACAGAGAAAGCAGAUGCAGAGGAGAAUUUAGAAGAUGUCAUGGAGGAAGUUCGUAAAGUGAAUGAAAGUAUCAAGUAUAAUCAUCCAUUGAGAAAAUGUGUUGAUACAAUACUUAAAAAGUGCCCUACAGAGUAUCAGGAAAAAAUGGGUAGGAACAUGGAUGAUUAUGAAGAUUUUGAUGAAAAGCAUAAUACCUACCCAAGUGAAAAAAGUCUGGUAAAACUGCAUAAACAGGUGAUUUAUUCAGUUCAGAGGCACCGUCGAACUCAAGUACAAUGGCAGAUUCUUUUGGAGCAAGCAUUUUAUCUAGAAGAUGUAGCAAAAAAUGAAACUAGUGCUACUCAUCAGUUUGUUCACACCUUUCAAUCACCAGAGCCAGAAAAUCGAUUUAUCCAAUAUUUUUAUAACCCUACAUUUGAGUGGUACUGGGAAUGUCUUUUGCGACCUUGGUUUUAUAGGAUCCUUGCUGUGGUUCUGUCCAUCUUCUCUGUGAUUGUUGUGUGGUCAGAGUGCACAUUCUUUAGCACGACUCCUGUCUUAUCCCUCUUUGCAGUCUUCAUACAGCUGGCAGAAAAAACAUACAAUUAUAUUUAUAUCGAGAUUGCUUGCUUUCUUUCCAUCUUCUUCCUAAGUAUCUGUGUUUAUUCUACUGUGUUCAGGAUUCGUGUAUUUAACUAUUACUACUUGGCUUCACAUCACCAAACUGAUGCUUAUAGCCUUCUUUUCAGUGGCAUGUUAUUUUGCCGUUUGACUCCUCCUUUAUGUCUUAAUUUCUUGGGUUUGACCCAUAUGGAUUCAUCUAUCUCUCACCAGAAUACUCAGCCAACUGCUUACACAUCUAUUAUGGGUUCCAUGAAAGUUUUAUCCUUUAUUGCAGAUGGAUUCUAUAUAUAUUAUCCUAUGUUGGUGGUAAUUCUCUGCAUAGCUACUUAUUUUAGUUUGGGAACCCGUUGUUUGAAUCUGCUUGGUUUCCAGCAGUUUAUGGGAGAUAAUGAUAUGACAUCAGACUUAGUUGAUGAAGGAAAAGAAUUAAUCAGGCGAGAGAAGAGAAAAAGGCAAAGGCAAGAAGAAGGUGAAAAUCGAAGAAGAGAAUGGAAAGAACGUUAUGGACACAAUAGAGAAGAUUCCACUAGGAACAGAAAUGUUCAUACUGACCCAAAAGAGUUAAACUUCUCAGAUAUUAAUACCAACCGAUCAGCAUCCAAAUAUACCAGGACUAAUAAUAGGACUGAAAGGGAUCGAAUAGAACUUCUCCAAGAUGCAGAACCUUUGGAUUUUAAUGCAGAAACAUUCACUGAUGAUCCUCUUGAACCUGAAUCAAGAAGGUAUCAGCCUGGUGGACGAUAUCACUCGAUGUCUUAUGCCGGAAUAUUUGAUGAUGUGUAAUGCCUGAAAAAAUUUAUGGAACAGCUAACCAAUGUCAACACAUCAGUUCAGCCUUUAUGAACAUUCUGUGUACUCUAGGAUUUCCUUUUUACUCUCAAAGUAUCAGGAUAACAAAAAAGGCACUGAGAAUUAAUUAUAUCUUAAUAAUAGUUUAUUGCUCAUUGAAUAGAAUAUUGUCUUUUCUAACAAGAUUUAGUACAUACCAUUCACUAAGCAUCUGCCUUAGAAGUACAGUUACAAUGGAAGGAUUUAAUUCAUGGUAAGGAUAAGAAUAUGUUGACAAUGUGUAGUGCAGUUUGUUUCAGAUUAAUUUUUUUUCAGGAAAGUUAAAGGUUCAAGGAAGCCAUAAGUCAUACUAAAUAAUAUUAUACAGUUUCAUUAUUGUGAUUUACAUUUUUGUUAUUAAAAAAAUGUUUAACCUGUAUUUCCCAAAGAAAUGUAAGUGAAUGGAGACCUCAAAUAAUAACCAUAUUCAUAAAAUCCAUGUCUUAAAACAAGGCUUACUUACCAGACAUAACUAAAUGUAAAAAGUGCUUUUUUAAAUCUAUUUGCAAAUUAGUGGGGGUUUUGCAUGUACAAUUAAGAUUAUACUUCAACUGAUAAGUGUUAGUGUCGUUAGCAUGUAUACUAUAAUCAGAUGAUAUAUUAUUCUUUCAGUCCUCUGUAGUAACUGGAUUUGUUUAUGCAUUUGGUAUUGCUUUGUAAAAGAUUUUCAUUUCAGAAAACAAUGAUCAUUUUUAUCAUUUAGCAUAUUAAGUGUUGAUCAUGUCAUUCAAGGAUAAAUCUUAAGCAUUAAUGAUAAAUAGUUUUAUUUUUUUUUGUAGCCAGAGAGUUCCACAAAAUUCUCUAAUAUUUAAAGGUGCCUGGUUAUAUUUUUUGAUAAAAAAAUGUGGUUAUUCAAAGGUAAAAAGUGAGUCCAUUUGCUGUUAUUACUGACACUUAAAAUGUGGUUUAUACAAAACAGAAAAUGAUAUUAGAAUGGAAAUGUGUAGUCAUAGCUUGGUUAAACAUGCUUAUUAUUUAAACUUGUUUUAACCUUUGUGUUUAAGCCAAAGUUAGGUAUUAUAUUUCAAAGCACCAGUGAACGUGGUUGAGUGCAACAUGCUUAUAGAGAGUAUUUUAUGCCUGUGAAAUAUUUGCAGCUCUUAGACAAUUCAUGCUACAUCGGGUGACCAUACUUGAGACUUCCCAGUAUAGUCUCAGUUUAACACCUGUUAUCUUUUGUAAUCAUUACUAAUGCUCACUUUCACUCUCAAGUAUCCCAGUUUGAAGAUAAAUUAUAUGGUCACCUAACAAUAUGAUUAUAUGUUUGUGGAAGGCAAUCUUUCCCUGAGUCAUAAAUUUAAAAUUUUUAUUUUCCUCUUGAAUGAGUGUCAUCAUGUAAAUUUUGAAAAGACAGUUGUUUGCGGGUACUGAAAGGAAUAGUGCAUUAUCCUAAUUAUCUGAUUUGUUUGAUCUUUUGAGUUUUUGUGAUCUUUGAGAUUAGAUUCCCUUUAAAAUUAUUAUCAAUGGAUAGAUUUACUCUCAGUUGAAGGUCAUAUAAACUGCUUAUUUGAGGGAACACACUCACAGCUUUUUAUCCUGAAGUAUGGUCAAAGAGCAAUAGAACAGGCCAGGAGCAGAGAUAAUGUAACUGUGUGCAAUUUCAUCAUUGACUCAUUGAGUACCUUGGGCAAAUCAUAACCUUUCCGUGCCUCAGUUUCUUCAUUUGCAGAAUGAAGAUGAUAUUUGUUAUUUACCUACUGAUCUACCUCACAAAGCUAUUGUGAGGGAGUUGAGUUGAUGUUAUGUACUAGAGUUUAAAAAGAUAAAACAAGUUGUUAGCUGUGCUGUUUUUCAUAGUGGUACUUGAAGGUAUUGGAUAGGGGAAAUGAUCUUCCCAGAAAAUGGUCCCAUUUCUUGUUAUUACAGCAACACUUACAAGUCCCCAAAGCAUACACUCUUUAUGGACUAAUUCAUUAAAAGUCCUGUGAAAAUAGUGUUGUUUUAUUUAGUCUUUGGGUUUACUUUGGAAUAUUUUCUUAAGUAUGAUGUUUCUCAUCAGGUUUUGUCAUGAAACUCAGAUGUUGUUGAAGUAGAAGCAGAAAAAGGGAAGAAAUUAUCCAGUUACUUUUAUAACUAUCUUUUAUUAAUGCCCUAAAAUAAAUUGAUAGGAAUGUG